AUGGAUAUAAACUGGUCUGAGACGCCUGGGACGCCACCCUUCAUCCCUUUUCUUUCUGUCUCGUUUUGUCUGUGCAGGAGACGAAAGAGAGACGAGGACAGGCACGACAUCAACAAGAUGAAGGGCUACACCCUUCUGUCCGAGGGCAUCGAUGAGAUGGUGGGCAUCGUGUACAAGCCCAAAACCAAAGAAACCAGAGAGACGUACGAGGUGCUGCUGAGCUUCAUCCACGCCGCGCUGGGAGAUCAGCCGCGUGACAUUCUGUGCGGAGCGGCUGAUGAAGUGUUGGCCGUGUUGAAGAACGAUAAAAUGAGGGACAAGGAGCGGCGGCGGGAGGUGGAGCAGCUCCUCGGGCCGGCCGAUGACACCCGCUACCACGUACUGGUCAACCUGGGCAAGAAGAUCUCCGACUACGGGGGGGACAAGGACUUACAGAACAUGGAUGACAACAUCGACGAAACGUACGGCGUGAACGUCCAGUUUGAAUCUGAUGAGGAGGAGGGCGAUGAAGACCAGUUCGGAGAAGUCCGAGACGAACACUCGGAUGAAGACAGCGAAGGAGAAGAGGCCGGUGUGGGAUGCGCUCUUUCAGCCAACCUCGGGGCCACAGGCGACGUGAUGACGGUGAAGAAGAAGGAUCUUCAUCCCCGAGACAUCGACGCCUUCUGGCUGCAGCGUCAGCUCAGCCGUUUCUAUGACGACGCCAUCGUCUCCCAGAAGAAAGCCGACGAAGUCCUGGAAAUCCUCAAGGUACGUCCGACGCCUCGGCCGCGUUCGCUUGGCGCGUUUAACUCGAUGGCCCCCAGACAGCUACUAGACCUGGACGACCUGGCCUUCACCCAAGGGAGCCAUUUCAUGGCUAACAAGCGUUGCCAGCUGCCGGACGGCUCAUUCCGCAAACAGCGCAAAGGUUACGAAGAAGUCCACGUGCCCGCCCUCAAACCCAAGCCCUUCGCUGACGAUGAGGUGCUCGUCUCCAUCGACAAGCUGCCCAAAUAUGCGCAGGCUGGAUUUGAAGGGUUCAAAACCCUGAACCGCAUCCAGAGCAAGCUGUACAAGACGACCCUGGAGACCGACGAGAACCUGCUCGUGUGUGCGCCCACGGGAGCCGGUAAGACCAACGUGGCUCUGAUGGCGAUGCUGAGAGAGAUCGGGAAGCACAUCAACCUGGACGGCACCAUCAACGUGGACGACUUCAAAAUCAUCUACAUCGCCCCGAUGCGUUCACUGGUGCAGGAGAUGGUGGGAAGUUUCAGCAAGCGCUUGGCCAGUUACGGCAUCACGGUCUCUGAGCUGACGGGGGACCACCAGCUCUGUAAAGAGGAGAUCAACGCGACUCAAAUCAUCGUCUGCACCCCCGAGAAAUGGGACAUCAUCACCCGGAAAGGGGGGGAGCGAACCUACACCCAGCUGGUCCGGCUCAUCAUCAUCGAUGAAAUCCACCUCCUGCACGACGACCGAGGCCCGGUGCUGGAGUCUCUGGUGGCGAGGACGAUCCGCAACGUGGAGCUGACCCAGGAGGACGUGCGUCUGCUGGGCCUCAGCGCCACGCUGCCCAACUACGAGGACGUGGCCACCUGCCUGCGCGUCGACCCCGCUAAGGGACUCUUCUACUUCGACAACAGGUACGGGACAUCAACGGGAACGAGUCUCCACCAGGUGCUAGUUUUUGUCCACUCCAGGAAGGAGACGGGUAAAACGGCCCGGGCCGUGAGGGACAUGUGUCUGGAGAAGGACACGCUGGGUCUGUUCCUCAGGGAGGGGUCGGCCUCCACCGAGGUGUUGAGAACUGAGGCGGAGCAGUGCAAGAACCUGGAGCUGAAGGACCUGCUGCCGUACGGCUUUGCGAUCCACCACGCCGGUAUGACCCGGGUGGACCGAACGCUGGUGGAGGAUCUGUUCGCCGAUCGCCACAUCCAGGUUCUGGUGUCCACGGCUACUCUGGCCUGGGGGGUCAACCUGCCGGCUCACACCGUCAUCAUCAAGGGCACGCAGGUGUACAGCCCGGAGAAAGGCCGCUGGACCGAACUCGGAGCGCUGGACAUCCUGCAGAUGCUGGGUCGAGCCGGCCGUCCUCAGUACGACACCAAGGGGGAGGGGAUCCUGAUCACGUCCCACGGAGAGCUGCAGUACUACCUGUCCCUGCUCAACCAGCAGCUGCCCAUCGAGAGCCAGAUGGUGGCCAAGCUGCCCGACAUGCUCAACGCCGAGAUCGUCCUGGGCAACGUGCAGAACGUCAAGGACGCCGUGAACUGGCUCGGCUACACCUACCUGUACGUGCGCAUGCUCCGUAACCCCACCCUGUACGGCGUCUCCCACGACGACCGGGCCUCAGACCCGCUGCUGGAGCGGCGCCGGACGGACCUGGUGCACACGGCCGCCAACGUCCUGGACAAGAACAACCUGGUCAAAUACGACAAGAGGACCGGCAGCUUCCAGGUGUUUACAGCCAACCGCUAUCCUUCAGAUUCUGCUUCUCUUAGAAUACUGAGGCUUCACCUACGUAGUGCUGGCAGAUUGAUGCGGGCGAUAUUUGAGAUCGUCCUGAACCGAGGCUGGGCUCAGCUGACCGACAAGACCAUGAAUCUCUGCAAGAUGAUCGACAAGAGGAUGUGGCAGUCGAUGUCUCCGCUGAGACAGUUCAAGAAGCUUCCGGAAGAAGUCAUCAAGAAGAUCGAGAAGAAGAACUUCCCGUUUGAGCGUCUCUACGACCUCAACCACAACGAGAUCGGUGAGCUGAUCCGAAUGCCCAAAAUGGGGAAGACCAUCCACAAAUACGUCCAUCAGUUCCCCAAACUGGACCUGGCGGUCCACCUGCAGCCAAUCACGCGCUCCACGCUGAAAGUGGAGCUCACCGUCACGCCGGACUUCCAGUGGGACGACAAGAUCCACGGCUCCUCGGAGGCGUUCUGGAUCCUGGUGGAGGACGUGGACAGCGAGGUCAUCCUGCACCACGAGUACUUCCUGCUCAAAGCCAAGUACGCCCAGGACGAGCACCUGGUGACGUUCUUCGUGCCGGUGUUCGAGCCUCUGCCGCCGCAGUACUUCAUCCGCGUGGUCUCCGACCGAUGGCUCUCCUGUGAGACUCAGCUGCCGGUGUCCUUCCGGCACCUGAUCCUCCCGGAGAAGUACCCGCCGCCGACGGAGCUGCUGGACCUGCAGCCGCUGCCCGUCACGGCUCUCAGGAACUCCGCCUUCGAGGCGCUCUACCAGAACAAGUUCCCCUUCUUCAACCCCAUUCAGACUCAAGGUACCCAACGGGAAACGGAACAUACUAACAUUCAGACACAAGCCCGGUUCACAGACCUGGAUGUGCAGCUCCAGAGGAACCGGCCUGACGUUGGGGUGGAAGUUGAACGUGGCGGUGGUGCUGCAGCCGAGCCAGUGGGCCACGUCUUUGGCGUUGGACAACGACGAGCUGAGCGCCACGAUGCGGAUGGGACGCUCGAUCUGAGAGGAGAUGUGCGUCUCGUCCACGAUGAAGAGGCUGACGUUCUGGACGUUCUUCCUCUGUUUCCAGCGGCGAGACAGGAUGUCCCAUUUGUCGGGGGUGCUGACGAUAAUGUCCCCUUUGCCCAGGAGCUUGAGAUCGGUGCUGGUUUCUCCCGUCAGAAGCACCACCUUCUUGUUCAGGAUGUCCUGGAACUUCUGGGCUUCAACGUGAGUCACACUCAGACCCGCCUGCUGUCCAUGGCGAAGCCCGUCUACCACGCCAUCAUGAAGCACUCUCCCUCCAAGCCGGCCGUGGUGUUCGUGCCGUCCCGCAGACAGACGCGCCUCACGGCCAUCGACAUCCUCACCUUCUGCGCCGCGGACGUCGUUCCUCAGAGGUUCUUGCAUUGCACCGAGAAGGACCUCGUUCCAUUCCUGGAGAAGAUCAACGACUCAACUCUGAAGGAGACUCUGGCCAACGGGGUCGGCUACCUGCACGAGGGUCUGUCUGCCACCGAGCGCAGGAUCGUGGAGCAGCUCUUUAACUCGGGAGCUGUCCAGGUGGUGGUUUCCUCUCGGUCGCUCUGCUGGGGCAUCAACAUCUCCGCUCACCUCGUCAUUGUCAUGGACACCCAGUACUACAACGGCAAAAUCCACGCAUACGUGGACUAUCCAAUCUACGACGUCCUGCAGAUGGUGGGCAAAGCCAACCGACCCAUGCUGGAUGACGAGGGCCGCUGCGUCAUCAUGUGUCAGGGCUCCAAGAAGGUGGAGACUCCUCCUUUGUUUACAUCGCUGCCUACUACUACAUCAACUACAGCAGAGUUGUUCAGCAUGUCCCUGAACGCCAAGACCAAGAUCCGGGGCUUAAUCGAGAUCAUCUCCAACGCUGCCGAGUACAAAAACAUUCCCAUCAGGCACCACGAGGACCUACUUCUCCGACAGUUGGCGCAGAAAGUGCCGCACAAACUGAACAACCCGAAGUUCAACGACCCGCACGUGAAGACCAACCUGCUGCUGCAGGCGCACCUGUCCCGCAUGCAGCUGAGCGCCGAGCUGCAGUCGGACACCGAGGACAUCCUCAGCAAGGCGUGUGCGACUGAUCCUUUGGCUGCUGGGUGGAAUGAGCAGAAUAAGGGCCCUUUAAUAGAAACCUGCUCCUGUUUCAGACUGGCCAGCAUGGCGCCGAUGCUGGCGUGCCGCGUGCUGCCUAGCAUUGAGGUAACCAUGGGAUACGAGAAGGACGACAACACCCGCUGGGGCAACUGGCCAAACACAUCCAUGGUGCAGGCGGUGAAGAGCAUGGGCGCUCGCCACCACGUCCGCGAGCCAUACAUAUCCUUUAACUGGUCUCGUUACGCGUGUUAG
Molecule: messenger RNA, 4800 nt
Organism: Etheostoma cragini (Arkansas darter)
Lineage: Eukaryota; Metazoa; Chordata; Actinopteri; Perciformes; Percidae
Product: U5 small nuclear ribonucleoprotein 200 kDa helicase-like
Exons: 33
Coding region: 1-4800 (1599 amino acids)
Cellular component (GO): nucleus
Molecular function (GO): ATP binding; nucleic acid binding
Source: RefSeq, a predicted model, not a curated record